AUGGCACUUUCUCGGAGCCUUCGAUCUCGGGCUGCCUCAAAAGCUGAAGGGGUCCGGGGGCGGAAGAAACGUAGGAAAUCAUCACAUGAGGGGAGAAAAACAGUUAGUUUCGAAGAGCCCGCAGAUAGAUGCUGUGUUUUGUCUGCGAAAGAACAAGCCGUGCAGUUAGCGCAGACCGCAUCGGAGCCCGAGAAUGCGGCCUUUACUCCAAGCCAGGAGGAAGCGCAGCAGCAAGAGCAGCACUGCACGUCCCCAGUAGCAGCGGAGGAGACAUUGUCAGGAGCAUCAGAAGCAGCAGACGUCACAUUCAGGUCUCUCGGCGUCUGUUCUUCACUCUGCUCAGUUUUACACCAUCUUUCCGUCUUGGAGCCAACGCCUGUUCAGCGUUGCUCGCUGCCUUUGGGCCUCUCCGGACGCGACUUCUGCGCCAUAGCACCCACAGGAACAGGGAAGACACUUUGUUAUCUGCUGCCUGUAUUACAGCGGAUACAACGCGGAAUGGGGCACACAUUUAUGUCGGUCGUCCUGUUACCGGCGCGUGAGCUAGUAUCUCAAGUAGGUGAGCAGUUUGGGAUUUACGGUCAGCAUCUUGGUCUGAGAUGGGUUGAAGUCACCGGGGGUAAAGACAUGAUAGUUGAGGCGGAAGCGCUUCAGCAACGGGCGCCGCAUGUUGUCCUUGCCACCCCAGGACGACUCGCGGAUUUGCUGCAGCGCGAAAGAGGUCUUGCAGCAGCCGAGGAGGCAACAGCAGGUGGAGCCUCUGAGGCUGACAGUGAUGAAGAGAGCAGCUUGCACAUUAUUAAUGCAACAAGCAUCAACAAAGAUAUGGGACCAGCAUUUCAUAUGUCUAACGGCCCAGUUCACGAGAGGUUGCAGGCCGUCGACUGUUUGGUACUUGACGAGGCAGACAGACUAUUAAGCGAGGAGUUCAGCCCCGAUUUGCGCCUCCUACUUUCAUCAUUACCCACCUCUUCGGCAGGAAGGCAGACACUUCUACUUUCUGCCAGCACCAAUGAUGCGCUGCUGCAGUUGCAGCAGGAAUUCGGCGAUUCCCGAAUGCCUCUGCUGCUGCCGGAAGCAGCAACCAAAAGCCCACCCUUGCUGCAGCACCGCUAUAUAUUUGUUCCUAGGGAUAUGCGUGGAGUGUAUGUUCUUCAUCUGCUACAACAGGAGCCGUUUGUAUCUCAGCGAGGCAUCAUAUUUAGUGGGUCAGUGAGGAGGACACAGCAGCUAGCUACUGCGUUGCAGCAACUUGAGGUGGACUGUAUUUGUAUUCACUCGCUGCUACAACAGAAGCAGCGUAAUGCUGCUCUCGCGGCCUUCCGCAGCCAGCACAAGCGAAUUCUGGUAGCCACAGAUGUGGCAGCUAGAGGGCUGGACCUCCCUAAUGUAGACUUCGUGGUCAACCUGCAGCCUCCGAAGGAACCUGAGGUGUAUGUACACCGCGUAGGCAGGACAGCCCGGGCGGGAAGGAAGGGAGUCGCCAUUACAUUUGUUGAUCCAGCCGAUGUUCCCGCGGUACAUCGUGUGGAGGCGUACAUUGGCCGUCGUCUUGAAGAGCAGCCGCUUCCCCCGAUGGGCCUCGCGCGUAAUGUGCGAGACGUGUUGAUUGCGGAGGCGCACGCGGCCGAAAAGCUUCGGACCAGUGGCUUCGACCAGAAGGCCCAAAUCUACGAAACUGCACAGAAAGAGUACAGAAGGCUCAGAAGAGAACAAAGAAAUAAGGCAUGA
Messenger RNA from Eimeria necatrix, 1731 nucleotides. RefSeq names its product ATP-dependent RNA helicase, putative. The record is from RefSeq and is a predicted model, not a curated record. NCBI's taxonomy places the organism in Eukaryota, Apicomplexa, Conoidasida, Eucoccidiorida, Eimeriidae. The coding region runs from base 1 to 1731 and encodes 576 amino acids. The transcript has 3 exons. Gene Ontology annotation, molecular function: nucleic acid binding; ATP binding.